UGUCCUGUGCCAACAGAAGGUUUGGGGACCAUGACUGCUGGGAUUCCUCUAGUCUCAGUCAGACCAUUAAGUAUGGUCUUUUUAUGAGAAUUUGGGGUCUGCAUCCCACUGAUCUCCUGCUCUCUCAGGGGUUCUCUGUUGUGCUCCCUGUCAGGGCAGUCAUCAGUUGUGGCCGGGCACCAACUAGUUCUUCUGGUCUCAGGAUGAUGUAGGUCUCUGGUUCAUGUGGCCCUUUCUGUCUCUUGGGCUCUUAGUUGUUGUGUGACCUUGGUGUUGUUCUUCAUUCUCCUUUGCUCCAGGUGGGUUGAGACCAACUUCUGUUCUUUUUUGAUUGUUGUUUGCUUGAUAUGUAUUUUUUCCAUCCUUUUGAAUUUUAGUUUGUUUGUGUCUCUAAGUCUAAGGUGCGUUUCUUGUGGGCAGCAUAUAGAUGGAUAGUUUUUUUUUUUUUGUCCAUUCUGCCACUUUCUGUUUUGGUGCAUUUAGUCCACUUACAUUCAGCAUUAUUAUUGAUAGGUAUGAGUUCAGUGCUGUUAUUUUGAUGUCCCUGUUUUUAAAUUGUUGACAGUUUCUUUGUUCCACUUGAUUUUCCAUGCUGAGUCAUUUUUCUUUAUGUAUUUUCAUCUUUUUCAGUGUUGUUGAUUUUGUAUUUGCUGAGUCUUUGUAUUUUUCUUGUAGUUUAUUUUGAUGUGUAGGAUCCUUAAUUUCCUUUGUGGUUACCUUAAUAUUUAUCCCUAUUUUUCUAAGUUUGAACCAAUCUUUUAUUUCUUUAUAUCACCUUGACUUCCUCUCCAUAUGAAAGGGCUAUGACUACAUUUUUUAGUCCCUCUUUUUUCUUUUUAAUGUCAUCUUUUACGUAAUGAUGCCUCUGUUUCCCUAUUCUGAGUGUUUUAGCUUUGACUUAUUUCUGUGACUUCCCUAUCUGGGUUGAUAUCUGGUUAUUCUGUCCUGUGUUCUAGUCUUAGGUUGUUGUCUGAUGUUAUUGAUUUUCUAACCAGUGGACUCCCUUUAGUAUUUCUUGUAAUUUUGGCUUGGUUUUUACGUAUUCCCUAAACUUUGGUUUAUCUGAAAAUGUCCUAAUUUCUCCUUCAUAUUUGAGAGACAGUUUUGCUGGAUAUGUAAUUCUUGGUUCUCAGUUUUUUUCCUUCAAGGCUUUGUAUAUGUUGGCUUUGUGUAUGUCAUGUCGUUGCCUUCUUGCCUGUAUGAUUUCUGCUGAGUAGUCUGAGCUUAGUCUUACUGACUCUCCUUUUAGGUGACCUUUCAUUUAUCCAUAGCUGCUCUUAAAAUUUUCUCCUUAUCUUUGGUUUUGGCAAGUUUGAUUAUAAUAUAGCUUGGUGAAUUUCUUUUGGGAUCUACCUUGUGUGGUGUUCGAUGAGCAUCUUGGAUAGAUAGCCUCUCAUCUUUCAUGAUAUCAAGGAAGUUUUCUGCCAACCAAUCUUCAACAAUUCUCUCUGUAUUUUCUGUUAUCCUUGCCUGUUCUGGUACUCCAAUCACUCAUAGGUUAUUCUUCUUGAUAGAGUUCCACAUAAUUCUUAGUGUUUCUUCAUUUUUUUAAAAAUUAUUUUAUCUGAUUUUUCCUCAAAUAAGUUGGUGUCAAGUGCAUUAUCUUCAGUCUUAUUAAUUCUGACUUCAUUGCCUCAAUUCUGUUGCUAUGACUUUCUACUGAGUUGUCUAAUUCUGAAUUUUUAUUGUUAUUCUCCUGGAUUUCUAUGUGCUGUCUCUCUAUGGAUUCUUGCAGCCUAUUAAAUUUGUCAUUAUGCUCUUCUCUAAUUGUCUUAAGUUCCUCUGUUGCUUUUUCUGUGUGCUUCUUUGCUUGUUCUGUGUUUUGCCUGAUUUCCUUCCUGAUCUCUUGAAGAGCUCUGUGUAUUAAUCUUUUGUAUUCUCCCCCUGGUAAUUCCAGGAAGUUCCGUUUAUCCUGAAGAUUUCUUUAUUCUUUGUUUUGGGAGCUUGCUGAAGCAGUUAUGGUCUGCCUCUUUAUGUGAUUUGAUAUUGAAUUUUGUCUUCGAGCCAUCAAUAAGUUAUUGUAUGCAUUUAUUUUAUGCUUGCUUCCUGUGUCCUAGCUUCUUGUUUUGAUAUGCCCAGAUAGGGUACUUGAGUGAGCUAGUUUGAUUAUUGGAGGCUUUGAAGCUCUAAUGUCCUAUCACCAGGUGGUUAGAGAUGUUACUAGGUAUGUGAGCCCAGGAGUCCAUUUACUUUUCUUGUAUGAAUUCAGCUUAGGUGUCCAGGCAGUUGGUUACCAAGUGUGUGGUGCAGGCUCUCACCUGCAGCCCUAGACAGGCAGGAGUGAUUGGUGUAAGCAUAGGUAUCUGGCUGCAGUAGGAGAUCACGUGCUGAGCAAGGCAGGGGCCUGACAGCUGUCCUUGCGUGCCUGUGAGGAAAGCAUUUCCCUGUUCCCGAGAGUGGGUGGGUUUUGCAGCUAGACUGUGGGCACCCAGUGCUAUUGACAAUAAGGACUGGGAGACACCACUUAUUCUUGGACCCCUGUUGCAGGUGGCUAGGUGGAGUCUGUGGAGCCACCAGUCCUCAGGCCCCUGAUGUGGGUAGGUGAGGACCCUGCUUCAUAGGCAGAACGAUGUCAAAUGUCAUAAACCUGCCUUUCCACCAUAUAGCUGAACUGUUGAAGUUAGACUUCAGGUAUAUAUCCUGUUGUGCUGUGCUACUGGGGGCCUACGCUGUUGAAAUGGGCCCACACAGGUCUAUGCAGGAGUGAAAGGCAUUCAAAGUCCACGGACCCCUUACGCCUGUGCCUAGAAAAAAGGGGCUGCGCCUGUCCUGAGUUCCCAACUUAGGAGAGCUUGCAGAUUAUUUUUCCCCUGUUUGUUAAUUUGUUCCUUCUCCAAGGCUGGGAGAAUGGCUCAGGGCACGUGAUGGGUCCUACUGCUGGCCCAGGGGACACGGCAGUCUCUGAAAUCAACUCAGACCCAGUGCAAAGCAGGAAGGGAGCAGAGAGGUGGGAGAGUGUUUUUUCCCCAAAGGGGUGUUUUUUGAUUUGCAUGGUAGGUGAGGCGCAUAUAUUUAUCUUUUACCGAAUGAACGCUGCUUUUCACUGAUUCUGGAGGCGUGAGUAGACUUUUUGCUACUUGGUCUCACCCGAUGUAAAAUGCAUCCCGAAUGCCACUGCUUACCUCACUGCUGGCACCAGCCAAUCCUGGCCUACUGGGUCAGGCCUGGCAACUCCUCGCAGCUUCUGAACUGUCUCUCCCUUCCCAUGCUGGUCAGUGCGAUUCCUCAACUUUGCCUUUGAUGUUCAGGGCUCCUGGAUUGCCAUAUAUAAUCAAUUCACUUGUUUUCUCAGGUCUUUGUUGUAAGAGGGACCACAGGAAGCAUCUGACUACUGCACCAUCUUGGUCCUGCCUCCUCAGAUAUUUUUUAUUACUAGAUAACUUUUCAGUUGAAUAUAAAAACAAUGUUUUUUCAGCUUUAGUAUCUUUGAUACCGUGUUGUACAGUAAAAUUCACCAGUGAAUUAUGUGCCAGUAUUCCUGGUGUAGUGCUUAUCAGAAAGGAAUAUUUACCAAGGAGCCUGUACUUAGUCUAAUGCUUCUGUAAAUUGGUUCCUAAGUUUUGAAGAAUUAUGUAUUGAAGAAUAUACUUCUCCUAUUUUUGUUUUAGUAUUUACACAGAGAUAUCCUAUAGUAAACAUAAUUAGCCUGUUGAUCAGAUUACACUUAUCAAAAUUCUUUUCUUAUAUAUUUUAUUAUGGAGGAUUUCAAAUAUAUACAGAAGUAGAGAGAGUAGUGUAAUGGAUCAUGCAUUCAUCACCCAGCACAAUUAUCAACUCGGUUCAUUUUAUUUCAUGUAUAUUCUACUCCAACUUCAUUCUUUCUUUCUGUAUUAUUUUGAAACAAAUCCCAGACAUUGUAUCAUUUUAUCUGGAAAUAUUUUAGUAUGUAUCUCUUAAAAAGCAAAGGCACUUAAAAAAAAAAAAAAAAACUAACUAUAAUUCUAUAAUCAUGCUUAAAAAAUUAACAAAAAUUCCCUAGAAUCAUCAAAUAUCUUGUCUGUUUUCAAAUUUCUCAAAUGGUCUCAUGAAUUUUUAACUGUUGGUUGAAUCAUAAUUUAAAUAAGGUCUAUAAAUUUCAGAUGCUUAUGUCCAUUAAGUAUCUUUUAAUCUCUAGAUUGCAACCUGCCCACCCAUGCCUUUUUUACUGAAACUUAUUUGUUGAAGAAACUGGAUCAUUUACCCCAUGGAGUUUCCCACAGUCUAGAUUUUGCCUAUUUUAUUCUCUUGGUGUUGUUUAACAAGCUCCUCUGUCCCUUAUGUUUCUUGUAAAUUGGUAGAUCCAGAGGUGUGACCAGAUUCAGGUUUAUUAUUUUUUUUUCUUUUUAGCAUGAAUAUACUAUAGAUAGUGGUGUAUAGAGAAUUUAUGGGUUUUUCUAUGGAAGUAUAUUUAAGGCAAUGGGUUUUGAGUUCUUUUGUAUUUGCACCUCAAAAUAUAUUGUUUGGCUUUCAGACAGAAUUUGUAUCAAGAAAAAAGGGAGAGAGAAAGAGAGACAGACCAGAGUAUGGGGAAAGAAAGAGUAAGGGAACACUUAAAUAUAUUGGUAUAUUUACUGAACAUAAACCUGUAAUUAUACUCCAGUAACUUCUUACCUCUUCCCUAUUAAAAUAAAUGAAGUUAGGACUUCCUGUAUAUGUCUUGAGCCAUAUAGAGACUCAAAGAAAUGUUUAUCUUUAGGAAUUGAAUAGUUGUGUCCAUUAGUAAAAGAAGGAAAUGAUUAUAUUUUGUUGUUAGAAUAAUCUAAAAUACACCAAAUAUAUGGGGAGAAGGUGUAGUAAUCUUGCAUAAUAAACUUAGCCUGUAGUAUUGGAAGUAUCCAAAUGUGAAAUUCUGGGUUAUAUAUCAGGUUAUGUCACUUUGAGUACUAAGGUGUGCUGGACCCAAGCCAUUGUAUUUUCAGUUACCUCGUAUGCAUACAAAAGUUAAUCAAUGAAUAAAGAAGACUGAAGAAGAAUUAAUUCAUUUGAAUUACGGUGUUGGGGAAGAAUAUUUCAUAUACCAUGGACUGCCAGAAGAACAAAUGAAUCUGUCUUAGAAAGAAGUACAGCCAGAAUGUUCCUCAGAAGUGAGGGUAGUGAGACUUUGUCUCAUGUACUUUGGACGUGUUAUCAAGAGGGACCAGUCCGUGGAGAAGGAUAUCAUACUUGGUAAAACAGAGAGUCAGCAAAAGAAAGGAGGGCUCUCAAUGAGAUGGCUUCACACAGUGGCUCCAACAGUGUAACAUAGCAACGAUUGUGAGGAUGGCACAUGACUAGGCAAUGUUUGAGUCGGAACCGACGUGACGGCACCUAACAACAACAAUAACAUGAAUUAGAUCUGUGUAGUAACAUCAAUUUCUCAUAUGCAAGUUCAAGUCGAAGUUGAAAAAAAAUUAAAACAAGUCCAUGAGAACCAAAGUACGACCUUGAAUAUAUCCUACCUGAAUUUAGAGACCAUCUCAAGAAUAGAUUUGAUGCCUUGAACACUAAUGACCAAAGACCAGACAAGUUGUGGAAUGUCAUUAAGGACAUCAUACAUGAAGAAAAUAAAAGGUCUUUAAAAAGACAGGAAAGAAAGAAAAGGCCAAAAUGUGUAUCAGAAGAGUCUCUGAAAUUUGCUCUUGAACAUUGAGUAGCUAAAGCAAAUGGAAGAACUGAAGUAAAAGAGCUGAACUGAAGAUUUCAAAGGGCAGUUUGAGAAGAAAAAAAUAAAGUAUUAUAAUGAAAUGUUUAAACAACUUGAGUUAGAAAACCACAAAGGAAGAACACGCUUCGUGUUAAUCAAGCUGAGAGAAUUGAAUUAAAAAUUGAAGCCUUGAGUUCCAAUACUGCAGAAUUUUAUGGGGAAAAUAUUGAGUGAAAGAUGGAAGUAAUACACAGAGUCACUGUUUUAAAAAGAAUUGGUCGAUAUUCAACCACGUCAGGAGGUAGCAUGUGAUUAAGAACCGAUGGUAUUGAAGGAAGAAGUCCAAGCUGCACUGAAGGGGAUUCUGCCUGGUUUAAAAUCAGGAAAGGUGUACGUCAAGGUUGUAUCCUUUCACCAUACUUAUUUAGUCUAUGUGCUGAGCAAAUAAUAUGAGAAGCUGGACUAUAUAAAGAAGAAUGGGGCAUCAGGAUUGGAGGAAGACUCAUUAACCACCUGUGAUAUGCAGAUGACACAACCUUGCUCACUGAAAGUGAAGAGGAUUUGAAGCCUACAGCCUCACUAUGGAUUAUACCUCAAAAUAAGGGAAACAAAAAACCUCACAGCUGGACCAAUAAGCAACAUCAUGAUAAACGAAGAAAAUACUGAAGUUGUCAAGGAUUUCAUUUUACUAGGAUCCACAAUUAACACCCAUUGAAGCCUCAGCCAAGAAAUCAAAGGAAGUACUGAAGUUGUCAAGGAUUUCAUUUUACUCGGAUCUACAGUUAAUACCCAUUGAAGCCUCAGCCAAGAAAUCAAAGGAAGUAUUGCAUGGGACAAAUCUGUUGCAAAAAAAAACCCCAGUGCUGUUGCAAAAGACCUCUUUAAAGUGUAAAAAAGCAAAGACGUCAUUUUGAUGCAUCUGACUCAAGCCACAGAUUUUUUCAAUCACCUCAUAUGCAUAUGAAAGCUGAGCAAUGAAUAAGGAAGACCAAAGAAGAAUUGAUGCAUUUGAAUUGUGGUGUUGGAGAAGGAUAUUAAGUAUACCAUGCACUAUCAGAAGAACAAGCAAAUCUGUCUUGGGAGAAGUACAGCCCGAAUGCCCCUUAGAAGUGAGGAUGGAGAGAUUUCAUCUCAUAUACUUUGGACAUGUUUUCAGGAGAAAACAGUCCUUAGAGAAAGACAUCAUGCUUGGUAAAGUAGAGGGUCAAUGAAAAAGAGGAAGCUCCUCAAUGAGAUGGAUUGACACAGUGGCUCCAACAGUGGGCUCAAUCAUAGCAAGGAUUGUGAGGAUGGUGCAGGACCUAGCAGUGUUUUGUUCUGUUGUACAUAGAGCUGCUAUGAGUUGAAACUUACUGGAAAGCACCUAAUCAGAGAUUAGUGGUGGUGGUGGUUGUUGUAUGACAUUGAAUAGAUUCUAAUUUGUAGCAACCCUAUAGGACAGGGUAGAACUGCCCCAUGGAGUUUCCUAGCCUGUAAAUCUUUGCAGGAGAAGAUUGCCAGAUCUUUUCUCCCAUGGAGCAGCUGAUGGGUUCAAACCACUGAUAUUUUGAUUAGCAACCCAGUGCUUAACCUUUGUUGCAUCAGGGCUCCUUGUUCAUAGGUUAAGGUAAGGCAAUUUAAUAACAGCAGAAGCAAAGAACAUUUAAAGGUAAAAGAUAGCAUUGGCUAUGGUAUCUUAAUAAUUAUUCACUGAAAAAAUUCAGAGAGAGACUGAGAGCCAGGAAGUGAGGUCAAAUAUGAUACCCAUGUAGAGGCUCUCCGUGGCUGAGACGUCUCUUCUGGGAAGAGUAUUGGAUAAGCCUGGAUUUGAAAACACUUCUGCCCUUACUUAACCUUGAUGAAUUUUAGUGCUCUUAUUUCUAAAAUGGGCGACUAUGAGGAUUAGAGCAAUAUACGUAAAAUUUGUAGCACAGUUCAUGGCAUAUGCUCAAUAUUUUUUUCGUUCCAGCCCCUCAUUGACAGCCCCUUGAGGCUUGAGUUUUCAUUAGACGUUAAUAAUUUAAUGAAGCUCUAUCUGUAUAAUAAGGUCCCUGUGUGGCACAAAUGGUUUAUACUUGACUACUAACCUAAAUUUUGGUGGUUCAAACCCACCCAAUGGUGCUGUGAAAGAAAGGCCUGGUGAUUUGCUUCCAUAAAGAUUACAGCCAAGUAAACCCUGUGGAGCAGUUCUACUCUGUAACACAUGAGGUCACCAUGACUUGGAAUUGACUCGAUGGCAACUGGUUUGAUUUUGGUUAGGUUCUGUAUUAGCUAUUAUUAUUAAUUAAAUAUGUGCUUAAUUUACUUUUUCAGCAGUUUUAUCUUGUUUUUCUUUUCAAUUUAUUACUUCUCUCUCUCUGUCUCUUUUUCUCUUAUUAUAUCCUGAAUUAAAGAACCACGAUAGAUAUUAAGCCAAUCAUACGUGAACUGAAUGUUCCCAUCUAACUACCUAACCAUGAUCUUCAUAUUCUGGAAAGUUCUCACUGGUUGAAUCUUACUGGCUACCAGCUACACUGAUAACCUCUAUUACGGUUAACUUCCAAACAAGAGUUAAGAAAAAAUUUAAGCAUUUCAAAAUAACAAAAGUGUUAUAAAAAUGGACCUAGUCAUCAUUUAUCCAUUAUUUGGUUAAAGAAGAUGUCAUACUAAAAUAUAUAAAAAACUUACUACAACCUUGUUUUUGAAUAGCAUAUUUGAUAGAGUAAUUUAAUAAUUUAUUUGGAAUCGACUGGACAGCACUGGAUUACUGGGUUACAUACCAAAUAGCAGAAUCCUUUGUUAUAACAAAAACUGUUCGCUUCAGUUGGCAUAUAUGUGGAUAUCUUGAAAGAAUUUUGUAUUUUUUAUGCUUCAUUGGACAUCCAUGUACUUUGGCCAAAGUAGAGUGUUCAUGCAUGCAGAAUUGAAUAGAAUAAUAGCAUUUCACUUGUCAAUAAAAGGUAAUUUUCAAGGCAUUAGAAUUGCAUUGUUGCUUCGAGUGAAUUUAUUAGGUGUUUUUUUUUUUGAUAUUUUAUUAACACUGGGUUCCUCAUAUGAACAUUCUGUUAUUGCCCUUAUUUUUGUUUAUUUUGGCCCUGAAUUCUUUUUUUACAUUAGAAAAAUGCAGCAGCUUCAUAUCUUAUCAAUAGAUCUUUAACAUAUCUCUUCCUCAUUACUUUAUUAUACUUUAACGCCCCUUGAGCAAAAUAGUCUGCUACCUUCUAUUUUAGUUAUAAUUUUAUAGAACUCUAUUAUGUCUAUUAUGGAGACCCUGGUGGCGUAGUGGUUAAGUGCUAAGGCUGCUAACCAAAGGGCAAGCAGUUUGAAUCUACCAGGCACUUUUUGGAAACUGUGGGGCAGUGCUACUCUGUCGUAUAUGGUCACUAUGAGUCAGAAUCGACUCUACAGCAAUGGUUUUUUUUUUGUUUUUUUGGUUUAUUAUGUCAUAUUAUCCUAGCUGGAUUAAAAGUUUCUAGAAGGUAGAUAUCAUUAUUAUUUUUUUAAAUCUGCUGGAGUCUCUACAGAACAUGAAGUUUGUACAUAGCACUCUUAAUGAAUGUUUGUUUGGUAGAUCGAGUGGAUUAAUUGCAACUGGUUUUCCACAGAUUGAUGUCACUUCACUAUUGCAACUUACUUGGAAGUUCGGGUUUCUUUUUCUUUUUUUUUUUUUCACUGUAUUAAGUGACUUUGAAAUUAAUUUAACUUUGGUUGGCUUCUCAGAUUGGCCUUUUAAGUUUUGCAUUGUAAAAUUAAGCUUAUUUCUGUUGCACAAAAUAGCUUUAUUUGUUACUAGACGUUUCAUUAAUUUUUUGGGGGAAGACUGUUCAACUGAGAUUCAUAAGGCUUUACUGGCCAGUUUUUUUUAACAUAUAGAGCACCAGGUCUUUCUUCCUAGUCUGUCUUAGUCUGGAAGCUCCACUGGAACCUGUCCACCAUGGGUGACCCUGCUGGUAUUUGAGAUACUGGUGGCAUAGCUUCCAGCAUCAGAGCAACACGCAAGCCAUCACAAUAUGACAAACUGACAGAUGAGCUGUAGGUUUGUUACUAGACAUUUCAUUAAUUCUUUUGGGGAAGACUUUGAUUUAAAAAAAUGGUUAUUUCAUAUGUUUCCUAAAGCAUCUAACAUUUCCAAGUUUGCCCUAAUGAGAAAAUCAUUCUUGAUAAUUCUGGAUUUUGAAGAUUGCGGAUGGCUUACUGUGCUUUAUUGUGAUAAACGUUUUUAAUUCAGUGCUAUUUUAGAAUCCUUGGAAGAAUUCUAGUAAUCUUUUCAGGAAGAAAGGCCUGACUACUUCUGAAAAUCAUCCAGUGAAAACCCUAUGGAUCACAACAGUACAAACAGUGGUCCAAUUCGCAAAUGAUCAUUGGGUAGCUUUUUGUUCCAUUGUGCGUGGGUCACCAUGGAUUGGGGGAAGACUUGAUGGCAGCUAAUAACAACAACAAUCUUUUUAGGAUUUAGUUUCAAAGAUGAAGUUAGUUACAGCAAUAGAAAGACCACUGAUUCGUCUUUCUGAUUAAUAGGAUCAUGUAAAGAGGUGCUUUCUUAACUGUGUGACCUUAGUGCCACUUUUGUGGGUAACUUUUUGUUGCCAGACACUACCAUCUCAUGUUGUGGAAACACAGCCUCCACAUUUGUGAUACCUUGUUAAUAAUUGACUUCUAAUAUGGAUUAACUUCAUUGUUUGCUUCAUUCAAAUGUUAUAGAGGCCAAAACUUGGAAAGCCAACAGAGUGGUACUGGAAUUUUGAAGCUCUCAAAAUCCUAUUUCAUUGAGUCACUAGGCACGUACUUUAAGUUCCUUUCGGAGUCAUUCAGUGUGAGUAAUUCAGCUCGGGGCCUGUCGUCGAUUGAAUUGUGUACUCCAAAAAUAUGUGUCAACUUGGCUAGGCCAUCAUUCCCAGGAUUGUGUGAUUGUCUUCCAUUUUGUGAUCUAAUGUAAUUUUCCUGUAUUUGGUAAAUCCUAAUCUCUGCCUGUGGUUAAUGAGGCAAGAUUUGGUUAUGUUAAAGAGGAUUAGGGUGAGAUAUAACAUCGUUAACUCAGGCCAUAUCCCUGACCCCAAGUAAGGGGAGUUUCCCUGGGAUAUGGCCUGCGGCACCCUUUAUCUUCCAAGAGAUAAAAGGGGAGGGAAGCAAGCAGAGAGAUAGGGACCUCAUUCCACCACGCAAGAAGAAUGAGGAACAUAGCACAUCCUUUGGACUUGAGGCCCGUGUGCUGAGAAGCUCCUAGACCCAAGGGAAGAUUGAUAACAAGGACCUUCCCCCAGAGCUGAGAGAGAGAAAGAAAGCCUUCCCUUGGAGCUAACGCCCUGUGAGAGAAUAAAUUUCUCUUUGUUAAAGCCAUCCAUUUGUCAUAUUUGUGUUAUAGCAGCACUGGGUAACUAAGACAGGGCCUCUUUGGUCAGAGGGUAGAGCUGAUUAUUCUCAUAUACUCCCUAAAUCAGACCCUCUUUUCAGUGGGGAAUAAUGUGAUUGACAACUAGGCUCCUUAGAAACUGAUCAUAAUCUUGUUUUCCAGACUUCUGGGCCUUGAGAGAAUGAAUAGAUUUUGACAAGUAUAGGCUGGAUGUGGAUAUUUCAGGAGAGUGAAGGACAUGAACAAAGGGACAACGGUGAUCAGAGAAUGGAGAGAAAAGUAAGCAGAAUCUGUCUUGCUUCGGAACCCAAUAUAAUUCAUUUUCUACAAGUAUCUUGGGAGAAGACACUAGGAUCUGGUUUUGAUGUUAUACUUACUGAUGGUCAGUCAGUGUGGACUGGGACAGGGUUAUAUCACAGGGUUCAGUCACAAAGUUGGCUAAUGAUUGAUGAUAAUUAUGUGACUUUCAUAAGAAUUGUUACCGACAGUAAGAAACUUACAUCACCCAUCUUUGGAAUUAUAUGGAUACCUUCCAAGACUCUCUGUCGUGGGACUUCCAGACACGUGAUCACACACAGACCAGAGUUAGGAAAAGUUUCUGCAUCAGAGAUUUCCCGAGAAGCCGAUGACAUGGCAAUGGAAAAAGAGAAAUAUGUUGAUGAGCUGAGAAAAGCAUUGGUGUCAGGAGCAGGACCAGCUGACGCAUACAAGUUUAAUUUUUCUAAAGAGUCUAGUCAUUUCUCCUUUGAGAAAAACCUGAAAAAUGUUUCAUUCAGGCUUGGUUCUUUCAACCUAGAGAAAGUUUCAAGCCCAGCUGAGGUCAUUAGAGAACUUAUUUGUGACUGCCUGGACACCAUUGCAGAAAACCAAGCCAAAAACCAGCACCUGCAGAAAGAAAAUGAAAGGCUUCUGAGAGAUUGGAAUGAUGUUCAAAGACGAUUUGAAAAAUGUGUGAGUGCUAAGGAGACUUUGGAGGCUGAUCUUUAUAAACGGUUUAUUCUGGUGCUGAAUGAGAAGAAAGCAAAGAUCAGAAGCUUACGUAAAUUGCUAAGUGAAGUUCAAGAACUAGAAAAGAACGCUGAGCAUGACAGGGGAACUGCAACCUGUUCUCAGUUGAGUGCUGGCAGAGAUGCAAUAUAUGAUGAAAGUACUGAUGAGGAAGGUGGAAACCAGCCUGAGCCCUCUGUGUUAUCUCCAGCCACUUUAAGAAAAGAUGAUUCCAUUUUUUCAAGUGCUGAUAUGGCUGAUAUUGCACCAAGUAGAAAAAGGAGACAGCGGAUCCAAAAAAAUCUCGGAACAGAACCUAAAAUGGCCUCUCAGGAGCAUCAGCUUCAAGAAAAGGAAAAGCAUGAUCCUUCACUACCUCAGACACUGAAAAAGGAGCACAGCUCAGCUGAAAACAUGUCCUUAGAAACUCUAAGAAACACCAGUCCAGAAGACCUCUUUGAUGAGAUUUAACUGUCUCAGAAAAGUACUUUGAUGUUUGCUUGAUUAUGUUUUCUAUUCAUUUCUUUAAACUGAAAAAGCAAAAUUUCAGCUCAGCAGCAGCUAUUACUGCACCUUACAGUUUAAUUACAUACACACUGAAUUGAAACCAUUGUGCAAAAUGGAUUACACAUGUAUAUGAAGAUAUGAUUUGAUGACAGUGGCACAUUAUUCUAAACUAUUCAUUCACCAUGCCUAUAAUUACAUAAAACCUCAGACUUUUUGUUGCAGAAGACACAUUUAUCCUUAUUCACUUCACACAUAUAAUAUGUGGUAGCUGUCUAACAACCUGUCUAGGAAGAUUUGGAAAUAGGACAAAGAAAUCAUCUUUUAAUAAAGGUCCACAGUUCUUUUCUGAAUAGUCAUAUUCUGAACAAUGAUGUUUCAGCAUUUUGGGGGGGCAUAAUGUCUGAAAUCUGUUCUUAGUUUGUACAUAAACAAUCAAAAUAUCUGAUAAUGAAAUUUCUAAGGCACUGAAGAUUUUACGUUUUUUGUAAAAUUUGUCACGGAGCUUAACUUGUUCAUUUCCUAUAGUAACAGACCUUUAUGAAGUGCUUAUUAAUGUAACAGUAGUGUCCUUUUUGUUUAAAAAGCAUAUUUUUCAAGGAUUAUUGAUAAAAGAUAUUUAUUUUACAUAUACAAGGGCCCUCCUGGAAGACAGGGACUUUGUCAUAUUCAGUGAUCAAUUCUCAGUGACAUUUGGCUCUAUUUUUAUUAGUAUUCACUUUUUCUACAUCCUAAUCUCUCAUUCUAUCUUCAGUUCUCUCCAACUGAACGUUCAUUUCCUCAAUGAUAUGCAAAGUUAACAAUGACCACCAUGUUGCUAAAUAUAAUGGUUGAUUCUCAGCCCUGCUUUUACUAAGCCUCUCAGCCACAUUUCACACAUUUGAUCCCUCCUUCUUCAGGAAACAUUUUCUUUACUUUACUUCUGCAGUGCCAUAUGCUUUUUGUAUUCCUCCUUCUUUUUGGCCACUUUUUUUUAGAUUUCUUGGCUGAGUCCGUUUCCUAUGCCCAAGAGUUAAACAUCGGAAUCCCCUGGCGUCAGUCUUCACUGUUCUUCUCUUCAUUACCCACAUUGUUGUCUUUCUAGGUUAUUUGUGGCUUUAAAUAUCAUAUAUACACUAAUAUCACCAAAAUUGGUAUAUUUCUGUCUAUAUAGUCAAAUAUACAUACGUACAUAUGUUAUAGAUGUGUAUGUAUACACACACACAUAUAUAAAAUUUAUGAUUUAUGUAUUGCAGAAGAAGUUUCUAAAUAUUUCUUUGUAUCAAAUUUUGGCACAUCUUGGCAUCUUUUUUCAAAUUCAGAUACAUACAUCUGUCUACUUGAUAACUUCAUUCCCAUCCAAAGCAAAGAUUUCAUUAUAUCCUUACCAUCAUUUCUUUCUCAGCCUUCCCUGUCCAGUAAACUUCAGUGCCAUUUACCUAGUUGCUUCAAACUAAAACCCCAGGAAUCGUCUUGUGCCUCUCCUCCCAUCCCCCAGCUCUGUUGUUUUUACCUCCAAAAUACAACUUGAUUCUAUCUGCUUCUCUCUAUCUCUACUACAUCUGCCUCCUGACUGGCUUCCCUGCUAAAUUCUCUACUCCCCUACAACCCAGCCAUGCAAUUUUUAAAAUCUUAAAUAAGAUCAUUUCACUGCUGGGAUUAAAACCCUCUAACCCACUGCUCUUUGAAUAAAAUCCAUACCCCUUACCAUGACCUACAAGGUCUGAUACGAUAAGGCCACUACCCUCCCAACCUUACUUCACACUCCUUUCUCUUAACUCACCUUGCCCCUUUCCUGCCUGUCAGGUAGGCCAGAUCUCAGAACCCUCAUCUGGAAUCUCAUCUUCACAAGACUGGUUUCUUCUUAUCUUUCAAAUAGCAAAUCAAAUGUUACCUCCUCAGAGGUACCUUCCCUGAAACACUCUUUAAAGUUGUGCUUCUUACCAGUCACCCUCUGUCCUAUUAGCAUGUUUUGUUUUGUUUCACUGUGCAUAUCUCUCUGCAGUUACUUUUUCACAUCUUUCUCUCCCCGUAGAAUGUAAGCCCCAUCAUAGCAGGGACAUGUCUAUCUGCUUUAUCUCUCUAUACCCAGCACCAAGAAUAAGGCUGGGUUCAUAGGAGCUUUGUAAGUAUUUGUUGAAUGAAUAAAUGAAUUUUGAUCACAAAGUAGACACUCCAAUUUUUCUUUAAGUUAUUUAACCAUUUUGAAAAGAAGCUCAUUGAAAGAGUAGAAUCUAGCAUGAUGAUUUGAUACAAGGAAAUAAUUGUUCAGAGAGGUCAAGUGCCUUUUGUGAUAAAUUAGUUAUAAAUUAUAUAUAUGUAUGUAUUAUGUAUAUAUUUAUAAGUCUGACUAUAAAGAGAAAAUAAGAAAGGAAUUACACAUUAUUAUUUAUAUCAAGAACAAGAUUUGACCAAGUCAAUGGAAUGACAAAGUAUUUUAAAGAGAAAUUUUAUUGCAUUUUAUUUCAUAGUGGCUUAAAUUUAAGAGGAAAAAUUAAAAUUAAACAUAAAAUGUAAAAAUAUAAAUAUAAAAUAUAAAUUUGUAUUCAGCUAUAUUAAGAUGUCACUAUAAUAUUGAGCUUUAUAUAAUCCAAACUUGUAUCUAUUCAAGAAUUUUGUACGUAAAGCACCAGAAUCUUAAUAUUAUCUCACCUGCAUAGACCACAAACAGAGCCAGUGUAUCAUUGACCUAAAUCAGUAUCCCAAUCAGUAUACAACUGCCAAUUAUGUGUGUGUGUUUUAAGUGUAGAGAAGAAGAAACAGAAAGGAAUUUUGGGUUCCCUCUCACUAGUAGUGGGAAGGAGGUAUAGGGAAAGUGUUUCGUAAUCAGUCGUAACAAUGCAGAGUCUAUAAAGUUCAUAUUAUUUAGAAAACCGUGACUGUGUUUUUUUCAGCACAGUGGAUCUUUUCAACCAUUGCUGUGCAUCAGGUUGAUUUGGUUGUUUAGGACAGAGCAUAAUAAGCCCAUAAUUAUGGGUUUCUCCUUUAUAUUUAGUGCAGAAAAACCGAAUAGAUGAUUUUAUAUUUCUUGCCCUGUGUAGAUAGAUAGUUAUAGAUUUGAUAUUAAGAUGUCCAGAUCUAGUCAUUCCACACCAUGUUUUUCCUCACAUAUCUCCAUCAUCUGUACUCUAAAACAGAGCCCUGGUGGUGCAGUGGUUAAGAGAUUGGCUGCUAGCAAAAGGUCAGCAGUUCAAAUCCACUUCUUGGAAAUUCUGCUCCUUGGAAACUCUAUGGAGCAGUUCUACUCUGUCUUAUAGGGUCACUAUGAGUUGGAAUCAACUCAAUGGCAAUGAGUUUGUUUUUUGCUUAUUUGUUUGUUUUUGGUAUACUCUAAAACAGAUUGUUGUGCAAAGAACACUGAACUGAAAAUCAGAAGAAAUGAGUCCAAAUGCAACUUGGCUUUUUUGACGUUAGUACCCUCACCUCUAAAACUAGGAGAUUGCAUCACUGAAGCAUUUUGUUUUUUCUAUUUUUCAGCUUAAAUUUAAAUAAUUCUUAACCCUUCCAUCAGAUGAUAUGGCUCAGGCCUCAUUAGGGAAAUUUCCUGAAAGAAAAAAGUCCCUUCUCAGGAAGGGAUGUCUUCAUUACAUAGUUUUAAAAGGUCAGGAAACUACUGUAGAAAAUAUUUUUCUUAGUGGCCUAUAACUGAAAUUUAUAAAAUACUAAACCCUGUGUUUUUGAGCCAAGCAGCUCUUUAUUGGGCUUAAGUUUGAUUCAACAGAUGUUUAGUAAGGAUCAGUUAUGCACAAAAUAUAUAACUGGGCCAUGUGGAGAACUUAAGGAUAAAUUCAGCUAUUCCACAAAAUAUCAGUGAGCAUUUGUGCAAAGCUCUGUUCUGGUCACUAGUGGUGUGGCAGUGAAUAAUACAGCAAGUACUCUGUUCUUGCUGAGCUUAUAUUCUAGUGAAUAAAACAUGUGGCCUGCUCUCAAAUAAUUGAGGAUAUGGGAUGGAGUGAGGAAAAAGAUUCAGGCCUGAAACGACCAUAGAAUGAACUAUUAUAUAAAGCAAUGGUAGGAUAUGUGGCAUUAAGAGAAGAUUAAAAACUUACAAGUUAUGGGUGAGGAUCCAUAGAAGACAAAAGACCCAAUGGGGAGGUUAAUAGAAAUUGGGAGGGGUUGGUGGAGUGAUCUGAUGAUAAGGCCACCUGCCUUGGAUCAGAUGAGAGUAGAGAAGGUGUUGGGCUGGGGAAAGGUGUGGGCUUAAUGCCUAAGUUUGUAAUUGUGGGUCAUCAGAAUGAAGAAGACAAGUUAGAAGAUAUCCACAAGGAAUGUUAACCAAGGGCAUUUAAGAACGUCAACAGUGAACCAAGUGUGUAAUAAAGACAUGUCAAGAAUUAAGCUCCACAGUUCUAACUGGUAUUUCCUUGCAAGGUAUGAGCUGUCAAGAAAACUUAAGGUCAUGACCCAUCCUGGACUUCUGGGAAUGGAAAAGGAAGGGGCCAUCAAGGGGCCUUCUGAUAGACACUGCCCAGAGGAGAAGUCAACCCCCAUCCUUUCAUGGCUCUGUCAUUCUUAUACUUGGUAUUAUUUAUAGAAUCCAUUUUUAACAAAAUGAAAUUAAAUAUCUGACAUCUAAACUCAUGAAAGACCUCAUGAACUUACCUACAAGUCAUGAAAUCUAAAAAAAAAAAAAAGAUAAUUAACAUAUUUUAUACUCAUUUCAGUGAUUUUGUAAGGGAGAAUGGCAAUCACAAAAGAACUAUUCAUGCAUCCAUUUGUAGCUAUUGUUUGAAUUAAAAAUUUUCACUGCUUAUCUGACAGCUUCUAAUAAAUACCUUUCAAGAGCAGAUUUCAUUUGGGAGUGUUCUAUCAGCUGAUUUGAAAUGGGUUUCUCUGUAUUUUAAUAACUGGAAAAAGAUAUCUUAAACAAUACAUUAGAACAAGUGUUUGGUUGCUUCAUUAACUGACCACCACCUCUUGCCGUAAUUUCCGACGCUUAACCACUCAACCGAAAACACUCUUCAGCCUACUUUCUACUCGUUUUUUCCCUUUCAAAUACCUCAAAUCCUCUCUUCUACCCACUAUUGUCCUCUCCAACUUGCCUCUCUUCUAUAUGAAUACAAUUCAGUAUGGAUUUUAUUAUUCAUAUGUUGAUUUUUCCUUCCUUUUUCCAAGGCGCGUUAUAGUAGCCUUCCAUCUCCCAAUUUCAGAGAGAACUAUACUUUUUGAUUGUGGUUCUCUUUGGCCCAAGACUCCUUCUGGUCCUGCAGGGAAGGAGAGAGAGAUUACGGCCUUAUACCCAUCGUAAUAUUGGAUGUUCCUAUUAAGGGCAGGAGCAAUUUUAGUGUCCACUGUUCCAGUAAAUGGAAUAUAGUCUUGUCAUGAACCACUUACUUUUGAUUUAGAGACAGUUUCCAAUGUAACUGCUAUCUUAGAAACAAUAUAGCCAGUCAAAAAAAUAUAGGUGGAUUAAACAAUUUUUAUGGUGCCUGCUCGCACAAGACUCUUCUAGGAAUCUGUCUUACCGUAUAUUCCUCCAAAGGCAGAGCCUGAGACAAAGGCUUGCACACAGCUAAUUUAUCUGCGGAUGUGAUCAUAGGGAGCAGGAGUGCAGGAAAGGGAGGUUAAAACAGGAAAGAAGGAAAAGCCAAUGCAAGAGUGCUUUAUUAAGCCCACUGCCCUUGUGGAUGACUGAUGCUCUCUCCCACUAGGAUCUUCUGAGGAAUCUUCCAAAAGGUUCUCAGAACUGUACGCCCAGGGAUGAGAAGGAUUCAUUUAUUGGUUGCAGUUCCCCAUUGGUCAAGGGUGGCCUGGCAGAAUUGGCUUCACUAUACGUAUGUCUGGGUUGCCAUAUGUGAACACACAGCAGAUUCCUGCAGUCGAUCCAUGCUGCAGUCUUAGGGAAGGGGAAGGGCAGAAAACAAGAGUCACAAAGGUGCCAGUUGUACUUACGUAAAGUAUGGCAAAGCCUGCCCAGAACUGAUUGCCAACCAGUGGCUGACAAUUGACACGGGGCCCGGAAGACUUUGAAGCAGUGUACAAGGGGUGUUCGAUAUAGUAUCCAUGUUUUAUAGACAUGACCCUGUCCCACUUCCCAGCCCCAGCCGUAGCUGAUUAGAUCUCAGGGAAGAAAUGCAACCCAUAGCCUGGCUGAACUUGGGUUCAGUGAAGAAGCAGAUCUAUAAGUUAGCAGAGAAAGAUAACUGGGAGUGAGAGAAAAGAGCAGAUAGGUGCUGAGAAGCAGAGGUGUCAUGUGACCACAGAGAGAGCUUUGAAGAGUAGUUAGUACCUAGGAUAUUAGCGCCAGUUUCAGUCCAUGCAUAUCCUUACAAUCCGUGGUCCCCUUUUUGAGGUUUUAUUAAGGGAGCUGUUCUUUAAAACAAACAGUUAACUAAUAGGGAAAUUGAAUGUAUUCUCCAGAGAAAGUUUCAAUUAAUUUUCAGCAUUUUCAAUUAACAAGUUGUCACUAGUUAAUAUUGCUAUCGAAAGAAUAUUUUGGGAGACCUGUAGCCUGGAUUGGAAACCCUGGUGGUGUAGUGGUUAAGUGCUACGGCUGCUACCCAAAGGGUCAGUAGUUCGAAUCUGCCAGGCGCUCCUUGGAAACUCUAUGGGGCAGUUCUACUCUGUCCUAUAGGGUCACUAUGAGUCGGAAUCAACUCGACGGCACUGGGUUUGGUUUUUUGGUUUUCUGGGUAGCCUAGAUUGGUAUAGACAAUUAAACUUUGAAAUAUAAUGGUGAUAUAAAAUCACUUUUAUAAUUAAAAUUCAUAUAAAUUUUAUAUGUAUUUCUUAAAUUCAUUAAAAUGACAUUACAUCCAGCUAAGUCUUAUCUCCGUUAGAUAUGUCUUCAGAUCACUGACAGAUUUUAAUGGUAGUAGUACGAAUUGUCUGCGAUCUUUGCAAACAUAGGAUAAUACUGUAAUUUCUUUUUAAGCCUGUGAUUUCACAAAGUUGUCCCAACUGGUAGAAUAUAUGCACAUUAGUGGUACAAUUUUUAUUUGGUCUUAUCAAAUAAUCAAAGACCUACCAUAUUUUUAUGCAAAUAACAUAAGCCUUCUAUAUUUGUUUGCCUACUGCCCCCCCCCCAAGUAUUUUCACAAGCACCACAAUGCCAGUUGUUUUUUACAUGUUGCUUUUUUUUUUCUGGGUAGGGUUAAAGACAAAAAUUAGCAUAGAGUGCUGAAGAAAAUACCUGGAGCGGGAGGGGCAGUUGGCAAACAAACAGAAGUCAUUACUUGCAUAAAAAUAUGGUACUUUCAAGAUACAACAUUUUUAUGUGAUGACAAAGGUUUUUGUUGUUAUUAUUGUUUUUUCUGUUACUCUCAAUUAUCAAAAACCUUAUGAGCAUUCCAGAACCUCUACUGGGAUGCAAUGAUGGUAGUGAUGACGGGAAGGUUAUUCUUAGAAGUGAUGAUUUUGCCAUUAUUCUUUGCAAAUAUUUAGGGUAUUCAGAUAUGAAAAUGUCCAGGUCCUCCUACUGAAUAACAAUGGAAACAAUCUUGGUCCACUCCCCCAAAAGAUACUCAUCACAAAUGAUUUAUUUUAUAUAUAUAUGUAUAUGUAUGCGUGUAUGUCUGUAUGUAUUUGUAUCUGAGGAACUAAGUUUACUAUGGAAGAUUAGACUAUUGCCAUUAAAUAUUUAUUCCCCACCACCAUCAUUGCAUUGAAUUGCUUUGGCCAAAUGAAUGCACUAGAAAUAACAACGUAGCAGUUGUGAGCCUAGGAGUUAAGAGUUGUUACCUGAUUCUGCUUGUCCCUUUGGGAACUUCCAACUACUUCUGUGAGAGGAACAUGCCCCAGGUAGCUGAUGCUCCUUUAGCCUGGAGCCAGAACCCACUACCAUGCGGUCUUCAGGAGACCUGUUCACUGGGUCCAGGCUACAUAAACUGAACCACCGUCAACCAUGCUGACCAAUGAGCAUGAGAAUAAAUGCUUGCUAUCAAAAUCCACUGAGUUUUGGGGUGGUUUCUUACGUAGCAGUAUUUUUACAAUAGCUAACUAAUACAAUUACUUAUAGAAUAAAUUUAAAGAGUCAAUUUUACAACAUUUGUAGGGAGCUCUUAUAAACAGUAUAUACUUGGGACAAAAAUCAGAUGUCUUCUUUCUGGAAACUAGUAGUAAAGUAAGUAGGAACUAAUAAUGCAUUUGAGGACAAGAUCAGGCCAAGUUUCAGCCCUGUCUCUGCCACAUGUAAACUACAAGUUACUGCUUUUUGCUGAGCUUUAGUUUGCUCAUCCAUACAAUGGGCAUUAAAUGAGAUAAUGCACAUAAAGCACUUAGCACAGUGCGUAGUACACAGUAAGUGAUGCACGUAUGGAAGCUGUCAUCAUGGUUGCUAUUAUUACACAAUAAAAUCAACCGUAAUGGAUCAGCACAGAGUUUUGUACAACCAGAUUAUCAGCUAAAUUAACCCUGUCUUUGAAAUGUAUUAGCUCGAGCUCCCUAUCCUUGGUCCUUUCUAAAGCCUGAUGCUCUUCCCAAGAUUUUGUGAAUUCCUGUGUGAUAUAUUUUCAUAGUCACUUCUCUGAAUUCCACUGGACUCUCAGUGUCACUCGUGUUUUAUCAACCCUAACUUUUUCCUUUCUCAGCUCCAUUCCAACCGAGGCAUGGAACGCAAUCCCUUUUCUUUGAUCCCUAACAGAAAUAUGCAUAAGUCUCUGUGCAUAGCAGAGUUUAUUGAAGAUUUGUGCCGGAGAGAGGCUGUUUACAUCAAAGAAAACAAGCAAUUUAAAUUUGAUUUUAUCGUAACUAACCUUUAAAGUCUUCUGGGUUUUCUACUUCAAGAAUUUUCCAUUGGCCACGUUUUUCCAUAGGGUCCAGCCUUCUGCCAUGUUAUCCAUCUUUUUCUCUCUCUUCCCUCCUCUUUCCUCUCCUCUCUGCUUUCCCGUAAUUGUGAUUGCUUUAUUAGGCAGAGCAACUUUCUUUUGAUAGCCCCUUGGUUUUAUAAAAUAGUAAUGUAACUUGUCAAGAUAUUUUCUAAAGCUAUGUAUUUUUUUAUGUAUUAAUAUUUUCUACUUACAUCACAUAUGCAGUGUCAUGUUAAAUAAAAUGAAACAAAAAUGGCAUAAAUUCCAGGGAAAACAAUGCCUGGCUGAAGUAUUUUGGAGAAAUAAUGUGACUAUCAAAAGGUAGGUGUAUUUGCAUGGAAGUAUAAAACAUUAAGAACUCCAGAGGCAAACAUUGCCAGUCUCUGUCCAAAUGCUCUUGAGGAAAGAAAAAAAUCUACCCUAGGGUUUAAGUAAUUCAUUCAUUCAGUUAUUCAUAUUCUUCCUCAAACGAUAAAAUUAGAAUUUGGCUAUUCUGGCUGUAACUAGUUGCUUUCUGUUUGGAAUUUCACAGAAUAGUUACUUUUAACUUGGAUACAUAUUUUCAAAUGCAACAAUUUAUCAUCCAAAGGUGAUGUUUAAUUAACAAGAAUUUUAUGUUCUGCAAAAUCUUUGACAUUUGAAGAAGGUAAGGGAGAGAGAAAAGUAUAAACUAAAACAAACACUAGCAUUUUCUUGAGAAAAUCUACAUAAAAUAGUGUCAUGUCUAUCUUGGUUUGAAUUUUCCAUAAGAGCCCUAACCUAUCAUAUAUGAUAUCCAUAAAUUUCAUAAUUGCCUGCAGUUAGGAUAAGUUCAGUAAAGGUUUUUGGAUGAUGGUAACCCAAUGUGUCAUUUCACUUUCACUGUCCUUUGUAUCAGUCAUCUUAUUUUAAGAAUUUAAAAUCUGGUCUAUGUACAAGGACAGACUUUCAGCUUACACAAAGUUCUUUGUAGGCAUGUGUGUUCAUUUAUUCAUCAAAUGUUCCUGAAUAUUUUGCACCAAGCACACUGCCAGGCACUGGGAAUAUGAAAAGAAGGGGUAAAACAUCACACUAGCCUUCCAGGUAUUGGAAGUCUAGAUGAAAGACAGAGGAAGAAAUACCAGGGUAUGUGAUAAGCACUAUAAUAGAGAUAUGCCCAGGAUGCUCAGGGAUGCAGGGAGAAUCAUCCUGCUCUUAUAUUCUGUUGGGAGAGCACAGGGAGAGGUGGUGGAUGUGAAGGGAAACAUGACAGAGGAGAAAGAUGAAGUGUGAGCUCAAUUUCAGGGAUGAUUUAGGGUUUGCCUGAUGACCGAAGUACAGUUAGCCAAGUGUGAGACACAGAGGAAUAAGAGUAUGGCAUAUUCAGUGCCUUAUGGAAGCCCUGGUGGCGUGGUGGUUAAGCGCUAUGGCUGCAAACCAAAAGGUCAGCAGUUCGAAUCUCCCUGGGUCCUCCUUUUAAACUCUAUGGGCCAGUUCUACUCUGUUCUAUAGGGUCGCUAUGGGUUGGAAUCAACUCGACAGCAGUGGGUUUUGGUAUGGCUGGAGAGGGGCUUUAAGUGAGAAUGGGGACAGGUGAACUAUGAGGCUGGGAAAGGAAGGUGGGAUGGUCUUGAACAUGACGCGAAGAGUUUAGAUUUUAGCCUGAAUAAACAGUUACAGAAAGAUCUUAAGAGAAAUAAGAGGGUGACCUGAUUAGAUUUAUCCCUCUGGAAGGGAAAGCCAAGGACAAUGUGGGGGCACAACCACAUACACCCAGAAGUCUCCCAUUCUCUGCAGGCCGUGUAGAUCCCUGAUGCUACUCCCGUUCUGUCUGGGAAAUUGCCAAACCUCAGCUCACGUGAAGGAGUAUCUACGGAUCAGUUUUUCAACCAUCUUUGGAAAUUGAGAGACUCUUGGCAGAGUACUGCUUAAACCACCCACACACAGAGAGAAUCCCCUCUCUGGUGCUUGUCCCUGGGGCCUUGAUAUAAGCGGAAGUGGUCUCCUUGUCUCCUUUAGGAGCUAUUUUAAGAGCUUUUUAAGCCUUUUGUUGAAACAGCUUCCUUUCCUGAACAUUCCCAACCCUGCUUUGACAUUACCGCUUCCAGCUCGUAUGCACCUUGGGAGGAAUCACCGUUGCUAUCAUCAGCUCACUUCUCCUUGCACCUCUUUCUGGAUGUUGUAGGUGCAGCUGUGCUGUUGGCUGCAAAUACAUUCACAUUUUUUUCCUAAGGCUUCAGCGCACUGUGUGAAAGUAGCAGUUCUGGAUCCAGACUUAGGGGGACUGGGAAGAAGUGAAGUUCAGCACACUGGUGCCAUUCAGUGAAUGUUAAACAACAUAAAGCAUGAUGAAAAAGGUGAAAGGAGACAUUGUAAACUACCUUUUAUUCCCUGGAAUUCUGAUCCCAGGAAAACUAAAAGCUGUAGAGCAUUCCCACCUCCCUACCCCUGCCACAGGUAUAAAGUGGCAGAAAUAGCACUUUAAAAAAAAAAAUCAAAAUUAUAUUUUGUUUUCAGGUUUCCACCAAAAACCUGGGACAAUAUUUCUCAUUGUCUUUCUGGUAGACACACAUCAGCCACUAUUUCUCCCCCAUUUUCAGUGGGUUAGGGCAUGAGGAGGUGCUUUUUCCUUCUCACUAAUGAUUUUUGCAGUAACUGAGUUUUAUAAGAUAGAAAAAUCUUUUGUGAGUCAAUCAUCCAGUGCACUUGAAAAUACUUAGGUUUUCUAUCUCUUCUUUUCUUUAUCAGAAAACCAUUUGCAGCCAAACCUUCUAUGAAUAGGGCUAAAUCGUACCCUAGAAUCAUUUUUAAUGUAUCUUAAAUAUUUAAAGGACAACCACCAGCAUCCCAGGAGCCCUGACACAGGUGUCAGCUUCCCCACUCGGGGUCAGCCAUCAGUCCUGCUAAUAGACCACCUCCAACAGCCUCUCUGUAUAAAGAAAUGUAAGGUUUAGUAUGAUUUUAUUCCAUUUAAUUAAAGAACAGCUGAAAAUCCUGUCUUGCAUUUUCAACACAUGGUUCCAAUUAGUGCCACAGAGCAGGACCUGAAUUUGAUAAAAGCAUUGACGGGUACCCUUGGUGCCUGUGCAAUGUACUCUUUCAUUUUACAAGAUGGCUACCUUUUUUAGAUAUUAACAAAAACUCAGAGGUAUGAGUUUAGAAAGAGGUGAAGAGAGGUGAGCACAAUUUUGUUUGAAUUGCCUGCUGUAGACUUUUAAAACCCUGCACGAAGGUAGCUUUUUUGGUAAAAUCUGCACUGGGCAUUCACAGGUUGUGUGCAAAAAGCAUUAUGCUUCAUGAGACUUAAACUCAGAUGCCAUCACAUGGGAUAUCCAUCACCUCAGGAAAUACCACUUACUGUACUUUAAAUGUGCUUAACAGGGUCAAUCUGCACAAAAGGCAAUGGAAAUCUCCAUUCAAAUAAAUUGUUUCAGACCUCGCUAUAACUGGUGGGACAUCUGCCUUCAAUGGGCCUUUUCCUUAGUAAGUUUUGGAAGUUCAUAUAUUUUUAAAUAGUAAGGUAAAACUGGUGCCUCACAAUCUAAUUAGAUGGGAAAUGCUUAAUUUAGUUCAUCACAUCUUACCUCUUGCUAAAAUAAAGGGAGCUAGGCAGGAGGAAGAUGAGAGAAAAUAUGUGAAGUGUUUUAUAACUGUUUCACAUGGUGUGUGUUCCACGCUGUAUGUAUCAGGAGCAAUGGGAUGAUUUUCCACAGCAGGUCAUGGGAAAGCAUGAUGUCUUCGGUCCCAGGUGUGCAAAACACUUAUACGGUUAUAGGGCCCUGCAUGAAGGCUGGAAACAAACCUCUUUGUGCCUGGCUUUCAUUUUCACAGCUACCAUUCAAUUAUUGGUUCAUAAUGCACAAACUAAAGAAAUGUGCUGAUCAAGAACAGUAAACUUUGUCCCUUAGACUCACUACCAAAUGUCUUAUUCUGAAAUAUCAUCCAAAAAUGCCACAAUAAGAACAAAACUAUGAACAGACUAAAACUCAGUGAAUGGAUUCCUUAUAAUAAAUGUCAACUUAAGAGAAAAAAUAAUAAUAGUUGAAAUGGUCUUCCUGCCCAAGACUGUGUACCAACAGAUUUACUACAUCUCCUCCCUUGGUUCUCACAAAUAUAAAAUGGAGUUUCCCACUUUUCUAGAAGAGGGCCCAAAUAGUAACUGCCAGAAACCCUACAGGCAUGUCCUUACUUGUCCCCUCUCUCAGCUUCUGCCCUCUGCUGACCAUUGGGUAUAUACUUUCAUUGGACCAUAUAGAGAAAAGUAUGUCAUCUCCAAUUACUCUUUUUAACAGCCCCACACACUCUCACUUCAAUUUGCCUUAAUAAUACAUAGAUGAUUAUUCUCUAUCACUAGUGAAUAAUUUUAGUUUUAGAAUAUUUCUAAAUAAAUAAAAAAUUUCUAAGUUAUCUCUAAAUCACAAAUGCAACCAUGCUGCAGGUAAAAUUCCCAUUCUCAAGCCCACUCCAAUCAAGCCAUCGUUUUCACCAAUUCACAAAUAGUUCUUAUCAAGGUCAGAAAUUCAAUGGCAAUUCCUAAGUCUCAAUCUUAGUGCAACAUAUUACUUUAAAUACAUGUACUCUGGUUCAUCACUCCCUCCUGGUUCUCUUCCUAUUCUACUGGCUAUUCUUCUUUACUCCUUAUAAGUAUCCUUUUCUGCCUCCUUCUAAUUUUCCCAAAAAAGGUCUUGUACCUCAUCUCUACAUUUGUCCUCUAGGUGGUCUUACCUAGUUCAAUGAGUUUAAGUGGUUUUAUACACCAAAAAAUGCCAACUGCCUGCUGGACCUCUCUAUUUGUAUGUCCAAUAGACAUGUUAUAUCUAGCAUUAAAAUCUUUCAUUUUCCCCUCAAAUAUGCUUCUUCACUCGUCUUUCCAAUUUCAUAAAUGGCAAUUCCAUUUGAUUAGUUGCCAAAGACCAAAACUUUUAGAGACAUCCUCAUUAAUUUAUCUGUUUUUCUUACCACCUACAUCUAAUUCAUUAGCAAAACACGCUCAAAAUCUGGUUCCUUUUACUGCCCUAGCAUUAGGAUAAGCUCCCAUCCUCUUUGACCUGGAUUAUUGCAGUAACCUCCUAACCAGUUUCACUACAAUCUCUUCACUGAGUAGCCAUGACCAUUUUAAAAUGCCAGUUCAUGUUUCUUCUCUGUUCAGAGCUCUCCCAUACCUUCUCUGUAUACUCAAGUGAAAGCCAAGAUCUUUACCGUAGGGUACAAAGCUCUAAUAAUCUACCCCAACUCCAUCUAUAGUGGAGUGAAUUACUUUUAUAUGGCCGUUCUAGCCAUGGUCUUGUAACUCCCCAAAAAUGAUUAGCUGGCCACAAUCUUGCAAGGGAUUGGUCGAUUACUAUGCAAACUGAGUGACUUACAGUCCACUGAGGGGAUUGGCCAGUUUGUGGUCCUGAUGGGAGAGCCAUACCUUAAAAUUCAGAGUUUGUUUAAUAAGGGCCAAUCCCACAGAGGUUCAGGGGGGACCUCGAUACCAUCCAGAAGGGUUUGGGGCAAAGUUUGUCCUUUGGACCAAUGACCUCGGGUCUCUGCCCUGAAAACCUCCUAGACCAAGAAGAACGAAGACAUCAUGAGAUGCAAGAGACAGCAGUGGAGGGCCUGCCAGCAAGAGCACCUUCAGGUAGGAAGCAUGCUGGCAGAGCUAAAAGAGCUAUAACACUUGUCUGUUCAGGGCAGAGGCGUGAGUGUGCCCUGUGCAGAGGUUGCCUUGAAGGAUCCUGUGCAUGUGUCUUCCUACAGUAGGGCAGAGCCAGGAGCCUCAGGGCAGGAGGCUUGCCAGCAAAACUAAAGCAGCUAUAACACUUGCUUGUGCAGGGCAAGAGAUGUCUGAGCAUGCCUCAUGUGUUGUAAAUCCUAACCCCUAUAUCUGUGUUCCAAUAUGUCUGUCAGUUUGUCCUACUGGGAUGGCUUUCAUGUUGCUGUGAUACUGGAAGCUUUGCCACCCUUAUUUCAAAUACCAGCAAAGUCACCCAUGUUAGACAAGUUUCAGCAGAGCUUCCAGGCUAAGACAGACUAGGAAGAAGGACCUGGCCGUCUAUUUCUGAAAAAAAUGGCCAGUGAAAAACUUAUGAACAGCAAUGGAACAUUGUUUGAUAUAGUGCCAGAGAAUCGGCCCCUCAGCAUGGAAGGCAUUCAAAAUACAACUAGGAAAGAGCUGCCUCUGCAAAGUAGAGUCAACCUUAAUGACGUGGAUGGAUUCAAGCUUUUGGGACCUUCAUUUGCUGAUGUGGCACAACCCAAAAUGAGAAAAAACAGCUGCAAACAUCCAUUAUUAUUCACAAUAUGGAAUGUAUGAAGUAUGAGUCCAAGAAAAUUAGACAUGCUCAAAAAUGAAAUGUAAAGCAUAAUCAUCUAUAUUCUAGGCAUUAGUGAGCUGAAAUGGGUUGAUAUUAGCCAUUUUGGAUCAGACAAUCAUAUGGACUACUAUGCCGAGAAUGAGAAAUUGAAGAGGAAUGGCAUCACAUUCAUCAUCAAGAAGUACAUUUCAAGAUCUAUCCUGAAGUACAAUGCUGUCAAUGAUAGGUUAAUAUUCAUAGGCCUAUAAGGAAGACCAGUUAAUACAACUAUUAUUCAAACUUAUGCACCAACCACUAAGGCUAAAGAUGAAGAAAUUGAAGAUUCUUAUCAACUUCUGCUCCUUGGAAACUCUAUGGGGCAGUUCUACUCUGUCCUAUAGGGUCGCUAUGAGUCAGACUCGACGGCACUGGGUGUGGUACUGGGUAUCAACUUCUGCAGUCUGAAAUUGAUAAAGCAUGCAGUCAAGUUACAUUGAUGAUAACUGGAGAUUGGAACACAAAAGAUUGAAAUGAAGAAGGAUUGGUAGUUGGAAAAUAUGGACUUGGUGAUAGAAAUAAGGCAGGAGAUCAGAUGAUAGAAUUUUGCAAGACCAACGACUCCUUCAUUGCAAAUACCUUUUUUCACCAACGUAAACCAUGACCACACACCUGGACCUCACCAGACGGAAUACACAGGAAUGAAAUCGACUACAUCUGUGGAAAGAGAUGAUGGAAAAGCUCAGUGUUUUCAGUCAGAACAAGGUCAGAGACUGACUGUGGAACAGAUCAUCAAUUGCUAAUAUGUGAGUUCAAGUUGAAGUUGAAGAAAAUUAGAACAAGUCCACAAGAGCCAAAGUGCAACCUUGAGUAUAUCCCACCUGAGUUUAGAGACCAUCUCAGGGAUAGAUUUGAUGCGUUGAACACUAAUAACCGAGGACUAGAUGUGUUGUAGAAUGAUAUCAAGGGCAUCAUACAUGAAGAAAGCAAGAGGUCAUUAAAAAGAGAGGAAAGAAAAAAAAGACCAAAAUGGAUGUCAAGAGACUCUGAAAGUUGCUUUUGAACAUGAGUAGUUAAAGCAAAAGGAAGAAAUGAUGAAGUAAAAAAGCGGAACAGAAGACUUCACAGGGCAGCUGGAGAAGACAAAGUAAAGUAUUAUAUAAUGGCAUAUGCAAAGAUCUGGAGAUAGGAAGCCAAAAGGGAAGAACAUGAUCACCAUUUUUCAAGCUGGCAAAACUGGAGAAAAAAUUCAAGCCUCAAGUUGCAAUAUUGAAGGAUUCUAUUGGGAAAAUAUUAAAUGACACAGGAAACAUCAAAGAAGGUGGAAGGAAUACACAGCGUCACUGUACCAAAAAGAAUUGGUUGACAUUCAGCCAUUUCAGCAGGUAGGAUAUGAUCAAGAACCUUUAGUACUGAAGGAAGAGGUGCAAACUGCGGUGAAGGCAUUGGCAAAAAACAAGUCUCCAGGAAUUCAUGGAAUUCCAGUUGAGAUGUUUCAACAAACGUAUGCAGCCCUGGAAGUGCUCUCUUGUCUAUGCCAAGAAAUUUGGAAGACAGCUACCUGGCCAACUGACUGAAAGAGAUUCAUAUUUGUACCCAUUCCAAAGAAAGGUGGUCCAACAGAAUGUGAAAUUAUCAAACAAUAUCAUUAAUAUCACACACAAGUAAAAGUUUGCUGAAGAUCAUUCUAAAGUGGCUGCAGCAAUACAUCAACAGGAAAUUGCCAGAAUUUCAAGCCAGAUUCAGAAAGGGACGAGGAACAAGGAAUAUCACUGCUGAUGUCAGAUGGCUGAAAGCAGAGACUACCAGAAAGAUAUGUACCUGUGUUUUAUUGACUCUGCAAAGGCGUUGGACUGUACGGAUCAUAACAAAUUAUGGAUUACAUUGUAAAGAGUGGGAAUUCCAGCACACUUCAUUGUGCUCAUGAGGAAACUCUACUUAGACCAGAAGCAGUAGAUCAAACAAAACAAGGGGAUACUGUGUGGUUUAAAGUCAAGAAAGGUGUGCAUCAGAGUUAUAUCCUUUCCCCAUAUUUAUUCAAUCCGUAUGCUGAGCAAAUAAUCCGAGAAGCUAGACUGUAUGAAGAAGAUUGCGGCAUCAGGAUUAGAGGACGACCCAUUAACAAUCUGCAAUAUGCAGAUGACACAACCUUGCUUGCUGAAAGUCAAGAGGACUUGAAGCACUUACUGAUGAAGAGCAAAGACCACAACCUUCAGUAUAGAUUAAACCUCAUAAUAAAGAAAGCAAAAAUCCUCACAACUGGGCCAAUAAGCAACAUCAUGAUAAAUGGUAAAAAUAUUGAAUUUGUAAAGGAUUGCAUUUUACUUGGGUCCACAGUCAGUGCCCAUGGAAGCAGCAGUCAAGAAAUCAAACAGGGCUUUGCAUUGGGCAAAUCUGCUGCAAAAGAUCUCUUUAAAGUGUUAAAAAGGAAAAAUGUCACUUUAAGGACUAAGGUGUGCCUGACCUAAGCCAUGAUGUUUUCAGCCGCCUCAUAUGCAUGUGAAAGCUGAACAAUGAAGAAGGAAGGCCAAAGGAGAACUGAUGUCUUUGAAUUAUGGUUUUGGUGAAAAAUAUUGAAUAUACCAUGAACUGCCAGAAAAAGGAACAAAUCUGUCUUGGAGGAAGUACGGCCAGGAUGCUCAUUAGAAGCAAGGAUGGAAAAACUUAAUCUCACAUACUCUGGACAUGUUAUCCAGAGGGACUAGUCCCUGUAGAUGGAUUGAUGCAGUGGCUACAACAAUGGGCUCAAGCAUAUCAAAAAUUGUGAGGAUGAUGCUGGACCGGGCAGUGUUUCCUUCUGUUGCAUAUAGUGUCAGUAUGAAUUGGAAUAGACUAGACUGCACCUAACAACAAUAACAACAUACCUGUGGUUAUAAUCCCAUUUGGGAAAGGGUUUUCUUAGUUAUGCUAAUGGAGCAGUAUUAGUGUAAGGUGUGUCCUAAGUCAAUCUCUUUUGAGAUAUGAAAGAGCGGAUUGAGCAAGGAAGCAGAGAUAGGGGAAGACAUGCCACAGCACAUGAGCUCUCAGAGGAACCAAGAAACAGAAACCGAGACAAGGUCCUUCCCCCAGAGCCAACAGAGAGAGACAGCCUUUCUCUAGAGCCAGAGCCCUGAAUUCGUACUUCUAGUCCCCUAAACUGUGAGAAAAUAAAUUUCUGUUUGUUAAAGCCACCCACUAGUGAUAUUUCUGUUAUAGUAGCUCUAGAUCUAUUCUGUCCUAUAGAGUCGCUAUGAGUCGGAAUCAACUCGAUGGGUCUGAGUUUAGAUCACUAAGACGUAACUUAUAAAAACCUAGCAUGUUACUUAUGUUUGUUUAUUGACAAAUUCUCACCAGAUUGUAAACACAAUUAGAAGAGGAACUUCCUCUGUUUUACCCACUUCUGCAAUCUUCAUGCUCAGAGCAGUGCUAGGUAUACAGUAGAAGCUCAAUAGGUAUGUUUUGACUUAAUGAUCUACAUUCGUAUGAUGAUAACCACAGCAGCUGUAAGGCAUAGUAAGGUAUGUUUAUUGGGCUCACUAAAAGUUUAGUAGAACCUAUCCUUUACUAUAUCUAAUUUGAAAGGCUGUCCAAAGUACAGGAUCAGACUCUUGAAGCAUGGCUAGCUCUCAGGUUUUAUAUUUCCAUGUAUAACCAUCAAUGUGUGGCUAAAAAUGAAAUUGUAUUAACUUUGAAUACCCAAAAUAAAGGUCCAUGUCUUUAGUCUAUGUGACUGCUGGGCUCUUCUCUCUGCAAAUCCAUCCUGGUCAUGGUUUACCAUGACAGCCAGCCAGCCACCUGGCUCAGGUCUUAAGUCUCUGCUCCUCCCAUGGGCCACUGCUCACUCAUCUAUCUCUCCAAACUAGGUUCCCUUAAGUUACUGUUGUCCCACUGUACUACUUCAUCAUCAAAGAGGGGAUCAAGCCUUCUCUUGAUUCCCUACAGCACAGCAGGCUGUCACUUUAAAUAAGUCCUUAUCAAGAUUUCCAAAGACCUUUAUGUUACUAAAUCUGAUGACCAUUUUUCAGUCUUUAUCUUAUUCACACUGACAAAACUGAUUUCCUGAAAACCUGAAAGGUUAGGGAUAAUGCAAGUGAAGUAAAAUUUAGUUUACCGCAACCAGACAUGUAGGGAAUCACCAGUUACAUGUGGCCGCGUUACAGGAGGCAGCUUAUCAACAUGACAUACGCCCAGCACACAAAUACACAUACCCUUCAAUAAGUGUCUCCUUGACCAUGUCUACCCUCCCAGCCCAUUCACCCUGAGGCUCCAGGCAACAAAGAAGUCCCUCUGCUCCUCAACCUGAAACCUGCUGCUGGGGCCAUCAUUGCAUAUUCCAGGAUCUGCCUCUGACAAGUCUGUUGCCGUCAAGUCGAUUCUGACUCAAAGCGACCCUAUAUGACAGAGUAGAACUGCCACAUGGAAUUGCCAAGGAGUGGCUGGUGGAUUCAAACUUCUGGCCUUUUGGCUAGUAGCCAAGCUCUUAACCACUGUGCCACCGUGGCUCCAUCAAAGAUGAUCGAUUAAAAAUUCUCCAAGGGAAGCCCCACACCCUGCCUCAGAGUUGGCUAUAACCUAUGGACUUCGGGAGGCACAUAGUUCAACAUCAGUAUAUUUCCUCAAAACUAGGGCUAUUCAGUCAUUUAUUUUACCAAGCAUGGGGCAUCUGCAGUCCAGUCUAGGCUGUACCAAGCCCAGUCCAGAAACUUAUCCAAAAUGACAAGUUCAGGUGUACCCAACUUUCCUGAAGUCUUUGAAUUUUCUGAUUCUAAGAUUGUGACAUAUCAGGAUAAAUACAUAAACAAACAAUACAAAAUAACACAUAAACACAUGCACUUAUGUUCACACACACGUGUAUGAGAGCCUGCAUUUUCUCAAAGUCUCCCCAAGAAUAAACAAUAAAUAUGCUAUCAGAAAACAGCAUAAAUCCAAAUAAAAAAAGAAAUAUUUUCUGCCCUAGACUCUGCACUCCUGCUCCUCAAAAAGUGUCUACAGAGAACAGAGCUCUGUCUGAUCAUACCCAAUUUAUGUGACUAAAUAGCAGAGCCAUUCACUCGGUUUAAAAUGUCUGCAUCUAGGUUAUUAUUUCUCCUUCAGAAACAAGGGAGUAUUUACUUUCUUUAUUUUGUGGAACCAAAAGACAUAUUGGGUUGGUUUGCCAGAUAAAGAAGAUGUCUGCUCUAGGUCCUCACUUCUUGGGAUAUAAAAAAAAAUUCUUGCAGCUUCAAAAUGUCAGAUUCCCAAGCAUCUGCCUAUUGGUGUCCAAAUUUUUUGAAGAACAUCCUCAUGCAGAAAACCCCAUUACAUAUGAUUUGCUGAGUUUUUGUGGUUUGUACACAUUAUUUCUCCAUAAUCUGGGGUUUCUUUAUCUAUUAGAUAACAGUAAUGCUUUGAAUACAAAGGCUUUUCAUGCUGUACAAUAAAUUUUUACAACCUUUCUUAAUUGUGAAAUGAUACUGUUUCUAGAAUAGUGAUGGGAAUAAUUUCCUAACUGUAGGAACCUGAUUAGGCAGAAAUUGUAAAAAGGCUCAUCAUGUGGUUUCUUAGAGUGGCCUAUAACAAGUUAACUCUGGUUAGAUGCCCUUUAAAUAAACUCUGU
Loxodonta africana (African savanna elephant) is the source of this 32935-nucleotide messenger RNA. RefSeq names its product X-ray repair cross complementing 4 (gene XRCC4). NCBI's taxonomy places the organism in Eukaryota, Metazoa, Chordata, Mammalia, Proboscidea, Elephantidae. The coding region runs from base 11121 to 12368 and encodes 415 amino acids. Gene Ontology annotation, molecular function: DNA binding. The transcript is spliced from 10 exons. Gene Ontology annotation, biological process: double-strand break repair via nonhomologous end joining; response to X-ray; immunoglobulin V(D)J recombination. The record is from RefSeq and is a predicted model, not a curated record. Gene Ontology annotation, cellular component: DNA ligase IV complex; DNA-dependent protein kinase-DNA ligase 4 complex; nucleus.